AUGUCGACGACUACAGCCGUCCAGCUCGAAGCUUACGGCAACGGCACAACCUACGAACCCACCACCUCCUCAACCCUCCGUCCAACAAGAGCCGGACUUGCUGAAAAUGCCUCUCCGAGCAGUCUAGAAUCUGAUGACCCAGCACUUGAAGCUUCCCGCAUCGCUGAUAGCACCGUCCCUGAUGGCGGCUACGGCUGGGUCGUGAUCGGUGCCUGCGCCGUCGUCGCAUGGUGGGUUAUCGGACUCAGCUACGUCUGGGGCGUGUACCAAAAUGCCCUCGUUGAGCGAAACGUUGGAUCACCGCUGGCAUUGUCCUUCUGCGGUUCGUUGUCGCCGGCUCUGAUGGCGACUGUUGGGGUCAUCGUGUCGAGAAUGCUGCGAACGUUUGGGACACGUAAACUUAGUAGCGUGGGGAUCAUCCUCAUGGCUCUUUCGCUCAUUGGCGCGAGUUUUGUUACGGAUCAUCUCGUUGGACUUAUCUUUCUUCCUGGUAUCCCUCUUGGACUAGGAAUGGCUGGCUGCUUUAUGUCAUUCUCUCUCGCUCCGGCGCAGUACUUCUCGAAGAAGAGGGGUCUGGCCAAUGGUAUCGUCUAUGCUGGUGGCGGUUUCGGAGGUGCGAUUAUGAGUAUUGCGACCAAUUCUCUUAUUGAGAAGCACAGUGUUGAAUGGGCCUUUCGCAUCACGGGCAUCCUCAUCGCUGUUUCGGGACUUCCAGCUGCGCUUCUGAUCAAAGAGAGGGUACCUUUGGCAAAGACGGGAAUUGUUGACUGGAGACUCUUUCGACAGCUCAACUUCGCUAUUCUCUUCUUUGCCGCUGGCAUCGGUAUCUUCCCUCUUCUCGUCCCACCUUACUUCCUCCCCCUCUACUCUCGAUCUAUGGGUCUCAGUACAAACACUGGCGCUGGACUUGUUGCAGGCUUCAGUUUUGCCUCUGCUGUAGGCCGAAUCAUGAGUGGAUAUCUCUGUGAUAAGUUUGGGCCGCUGAAUACCCUUUCGGCCUUCUUUCUUGGAAAUGCACUCACCAUGAUUGCCCUCUGGCCUGCUUCAACCACACUCGCACCGUUGGCUGUUUUCGCAGUGCUCAAUGGUUUGAUGAACGGUGGAUUCUUUUCUUCCAUGCCAACUGUUGUCGGCAACGUCUUUGGAUCUGCCAGAGUAUCAACAGCCAUGGGCAUGGUGAUUGUUGGCUGGGUUGCUGGCUACCUCUUUGGAUCUCCUAUUGCUGGCUUCCUUCUUCAAGCACAUGGAGGUGCAGAUGAGGGACUGGGCGCAUAUCGACCGGCCAUGUUCUACGCUGGCUCCAUGUCAGCUAUCGCUACUGUUCUGACUGUUAUCCUACGGUUAAGGAUCAACAAGAAAUUAAUGGCCAAGGUCUAG
Fusarium mangiferae is the source of this 1377-nucleotide messenger RNA. RefSeq names its product related to protein MCH2 (monocarboxylate permease homolog). Gene Ontology annotation, biological process: transmembrane transport. Gene Ontology annotation, cellular component: fungal-type vacuole membrane. Bases 1 to 1377 code for a protein of 458 amino acids. The transcript has 2 exons. Lineage: Eukaryota; Fungi; Ascomycota; Sordariomycetes; Hypocreales; Nectriaceae. The record is from RefSeq and is a predicted model, not a curated record. Gene Ontology annotation, molecular function: transmembrane transporter activity.